Molecule: messenger RNA, 2469 nt
Organism: Penicillium egyptiacum
Lineage: Eukaryota; Fungi; Ascomycota; Eurotiomycetes; Eurotiales; Aspergillaceae
Source: the annotation of a GenBank genome assembly
AUGCCUCCCAAACGCAAAGCGGCCGACACUGGUCGGUCUAGCGGUGCUUCGAAGCGGGCUACGCCAGUUCCCGACAUCGAAAUUUCCAGCGGCGAUGAAUACUCGGACCAAGAAGAGUUGCCAGAGGAAUCCAACUUGAAAGCGGUCGUCAAUAAGUUCUCUCUCGAAGCAUUCAGCAAGAGGAACCAAGUGGAGAAGACGGACCCUAGAUUUGGAUACAAAGAUCUUUCCUCGCUCCCGCUGAAGCGCGACCACUACAACCGGCCGUUAUGGAUCGAGCCUUUGAAGGGCACAAUCACCCUCGAGAGUUUCUCCCCGCUGGCACCCCAGGCCCAAGAUUUUCUGACGACUAUUGCGGAACCGCUCUCUCGUCCGACCCAUCUCCACGAAUAUCGUUUGACCGGACACAGUUUAUAUGCUGCGGUCUCGGUCGGUCUCAAACCGCAGGAUAUUGUUGAGUUCUUGGACCGUUUGUCGAAAACACCGCUGCCCGAAAGCAUUCGGACGUUCAUCAUCGAGUUCACCAAGUCCUACGGAAAAAUCAAGAUGGUGUUGAGGCAUAAUCGAUACUACGUGGAAACGACAGAUCCUGAAAUGCUCCAGCGGUUGUUAAAAGAUGAAGUGAUUGGCCCCCAGAGAAUGGAUAAUACCGAAGGAAUUAUCGAACGGGCUGCUCCGAAAAUGGGCGGUCUUGUCAUUCCUGGGACGAAAGAUGCAGCUGGUGUACGGGAGACCACUCAACAGGAGGCCGCCGCCGCCGCGGAUAGACAUGAGACCGAAGAAGGAGGGGCCGUGAACUAUGGCAUUGACGACAUUGGCGAGGAUGAGACCGAAGAAGCAAUCACGUACAGUUUCGAAAUCCCUGCUGCUGGUGUCGAAGUGGUCAAGGCCCGUUGCCAAUCGAUCGGAUGUCCUGCCCUGGAAGAGUACGACUUCCAAGGAGACACAGUCAAUCCAAAUCUAGACAUGGAUUUGAAACCCGCGGCGCGGAUUCGGUCCUACCAGGAGAAGAGCUUAAGUAAAAUGUUCGGUAACGGACGAGCCAAGAGUGGUAUCAUUGUGCUUCCUUGUGGUGCUGGUAAGACCCUUGUGGGUAUCACUGCCGCGGCGACCAUCAAGAAAGGCACUAUCGUCCUCUGCACCAGUUCCAUGUCUGUGGUUCAGUGGCGGAACGAGUUCUUGCGGUGGACAACCAUCGACCCGGGUGAUAUCGCCAUCUUCACGUCGGACCACAAAGAAAAAUUCAAGCGGUCAACUGGUAUUAUUGUCUCCACAUACUCAAUGGUGUCACAGACCCGUGCCCGGUCCUAUGAUGCCCAGAAGAUGAUGGACUGGCUUCAAUCGAGAGAAUGGGGUAUGAUGAUUCUUGACGAGGUGCACGUCGUGCCGGCAUCGAUGUUCCGAAAGGUCACAUCUGCAAUCGCCGCACAGAGCAAGCUUGGUCUCACUGCAACAUUGCUACGUGAGGACGACAAGAUCAAAGAUUUGAACUUCUUGAUCGGACCGAAGCUCUACGAAGCGAACUGGAUGGAACUGGCUGCACAGGGCCACAUCGCCAAGGUCCAAUGUGCCGAGGUGUGGUGCCCGAUGACGACCGAGUUCUAUUCUGAGUAUCUACGGGAAAGCUCCAGGAAACAAGCUCUACUAUACAUCAUGAACCCUCGCAAGUUCCAAGCGUGUCAGUUCCUGAUCGAUUUCCACGAGAAGCGCGGUGAUAAGAUCAUCGUGUUCUCUGACAAUGUCUACGCUCUCGAGCGAUAUGCGCUCAAACUGAACAAGGCUUAUAUCUACGGCGGUACUCCUCAAAAUGAGCGCAUGCGUAUUCUGGAAAAUUUCCAACACAACGAGCAGGUUAACACUAUCUUCCUGUCCAAGAUUGGUGACACCUCGCUUGAUCUGCCCGAGGCCACCUGUCUGAUCCAGAUCUCGUCUCACUACGGUUCCCGUCGUCAGGAGGCUCAGCGUCUGGGAAGAAUUCUGAGAGCCAAACGCCGAAAUGACGAGGGCUUCAAUGCUUUCUUCUACUCGCUCGUGUCCAAGGACACUAAUGAGAUGGUCUACUCGGCCAAACGCCAGGCAUUCCUGAUCGACCAGGGUUAUGCUUUCAAGGUCAUCACUCAUCUCCAAGGCAUAGACAAUUAUGAAGGACUCUCGUACGCGACACCAGCGGAACGCCGCGAGCUUCUGCAAGAAGUCAUGCUGCAAAAUGAGUCAUCCGCCGACGUCGAACAGGUUAAUGAUGAUCUAUUCUCAAUGCGCUCCGGCAAGCGAGUGACAGCCAAGAAAGCCGGUGCUAAACGCAGUGCUGCCACUCUUAGUGGUCUGGCUGGUGGUGAUGAUAUGGCCUAUAUCGAGUACAACAAGAGCAGGAACAAGCAGCUCAAGGAUAAGGCUGGGCACCACCCGCUGUUCAAGAAGAUGGAACGAGACCGACAACGCCGCAAGAAGGAGAGGGAGAUGGAGGGCUGA